This is a messenger RNA of Sitophilus oryzae (rice weevil), 471 nucleotides long. RefSeq names its product purine nucleoside phosphorylase 1-like. Bases 1 to 471 code for a protein of 156 amino acids. Gene Ontology annotation, cellular component: cytoplasm. Lineage: Eukaryota; Metazoa; Arthropoda; Insecta; Coleoptera; Curculionidae. The record is from RefSeq and is a predicted model, not a curated record. Gene Ontology annotation, molecular function: purine-nucleoside phosphorylase activity. The transcript has a single exon. Gene Ontology annotation, biological process: nucleoside metabolic process.
AUGGCUCCCAUCGACGAAGAUGGAUUUUCUUUAACUCAUCUACAAAAAGCAACGAGCUACAUAAAAGGAAAGAUCCCAUCAAGCCCACGAAUUCUUAUUAUAUGCGGUUCUGGACUAGGUAUAUUAGCAGAUUCUUUGCAGUCUCCAAUCGUGAUCCCAUACGGAGACAUACCUAAUUUCCCUGAAAGUACUAUAAAAGGACACUCAGGACAACUAGUUUUUGGUACAAUAUCAGGCAUUAAUGUGUUGUGUAUGAAAGGAAGAUUCCAUUACUACGAAGGUCAUUCGUUAAAAGAAAAUAACUUCUCCUGUAAGAAUAGCAGAAAUUGCUUGGUGUGGAAUUGCUCAUCAUCACAAAAUGCCGCCGGUGGUGUUAACCAAAAAUACAAAGUUGGAGACAUAAUGCUCAUCAAGGACCACAUAAACUUUCUAGGUUUUGCUGGGACACAUCCUCUACGAGGACUAAAAUGA